AGCAGAACACGGAAGUAAAAAGUUGAAAAGUUUAGGAAAGUUUUGAUUUCCUCAUAGUUUUAACCAAUCCUCCUUGUUUAAUCAACAUAACUGCAAAUUACUACAAUACAGUAGUCCUGUACUUAUUACAUCGCUCAGUGCAAGUGAAAUUCUUCCAGAAAUAGAGCAGCUGAGAGCUGAAACCAGCAAUUUACACUUACAGAAAGUUGUAUACGAUCAGUUCAAAAGCCUCCAGCUGCAUUAUGGACAAUGUUGUGAAUUGUCGGACUCCACGUCCUCAUGCAUCUAUGCGACUGUUCUGUUUUGCAUGGGCUGGUGGCUCCUCUGAUGAAUUCUCAGAGUGGUCUAAAAUCCUACCGGAUGAUAUUGAAGUAAUUGCUUUGAGACGAAGAGGAAAAAACAACAACUAUUUCCUGAAUAGAUUCAACUCAGUUGAAGAAAUGGUUACAGAGACUGUUGCAGCUAUAGCAGAUAGAUCAGACAAACCAUUUGCAAUAUUUGGACACAGUUUAGGGGGCCUCCUAUCUUUCCUUGUGGCAGAAAGGUUGAGAUCGCAGCAUAAUAUAGAGCCAGUCCACAUGUUUAUAUCCGGUUGUGCUGCUAUACAUUCAGAUGAAUUCAAACAAAGACAAAAAGAAAUUGCUGUCAAAUCAGAAGAGGAAUUUAUCCAGAUGUUGAAAAAGCUAGGUGGUACGCCAGAUGAGAUAUUCGAAAACCAACAAUUAAUGCAGAUGAUUUUUCCAUACCUUAAGAGUGAAUAUAAUUUAUUAAGUGAACUAAGUUACAGCAUAGAUGCAGACAACAGACCACUAAGCUGUCCUCUCACCAUCUGCAUAGGAAAAGAAGAUGUCUUUAAAGACAGUUCUGUGAAACAAUGGUCUGAAGUGACAACUGGGCCAUUCCAACAAGUGAAAUUUAAUGGAGGACAUUUUUACCUUCAGGAUAAGGACACUAAAAAGAAAUUAUGCGACCUCGUAUCCAAUACAUUGUAUGAACUGGACUACAUGCCAGCUUGAUCUAGAACAUGAGGGAAAAGUGCCAUAUCUACUGUAAUAUUUCCGACACGAUAAAACUGCUGAACAAUCACACAUUUUACUGUAAUGCUCAAUUCUUAAUGAAAAAUGUUCUGAAUUGAUGUAAAAUCUUAUGUCUCCCCAUAUAUACAUGAAUAUUGACAUUGAAAUAUCUCCUAGAUAUAUUAAUAUUUUCAAUGCCAAGAAAAAUAUUUUGAUGACAUCAGCAAUUGUAUCCAAGCACAUGGAAAGAAAUUUUUAAUUCAAAUAAUUAGAAGGGAUAGACAGUGUAAACGUUGAUUUCCAUUCGCCAAAUAUUUUUACAUACACAUUUUACAUACACAUGCUAUAU
Messenger RNA from Owenia fusiformis, 1365 nucleotides. Lineage: Eukaryota; Metazoa; Annelida; Polychaeta; Sabellida; Oweniidae. The record is from the annotation of a GenBank genome assembly.